UCAGGAAGCGCAGAGCGACCGGACACUGAACGACCGAGUCGAGACAAACAGGUCGUUUCUUCUUCUUCUUCUUCACCUUCACCUUCACCUCGUUUCCACACGACAGGAAGUGGAAACUUUGAGACCGCAGCUGUCAGUCAGAGGACGAGAGAGUCGUCCAGGUGGAAGCCCCUGAACCACCACAGCAGCCAUGACGUCCAAAGCAAAAGAAACAAUUGUCAGCAAGCUGGGUUUCAAAUCCAGCAGCUCCUCGUCCAAGGCUGAGGCCGAGCUGGAGAAAGUCCGGAAGGAGAACGCUCACCUGAGGAGGAAGAUCGAUGAGGUGGCCAAACGACACGUCCGCCCCCCCGACUCAGACAACAGCAAGCUGCUGGAGAGGAUUCUUAACCUUGAGACGCUGCGGGAGAGGAACAACCAGCAAUUGCUGGUUAAAGAACAGGAUCUGGAAACUCUGAGACAGCAGCUGUCAGCUAGAGGAGGAGAGGUGGUGGCGUCACUGCAGGCCCAGCUGGAGCAGCGCAGGAAGGAGGCAGAGCGGCGAGACACGCUGUUCCAGAGCAUGUCACAGGAGACGGAGAACCUGAAAAACAAGCUGACGAGUGUGACUGCACGCUGCCAGUCCCUGGAAACACAGGUGACGCAGAAUGGACAGGCUCCUCCCGCCGACUUGGCUCUGGUACAAGAUCAACUGAGAGAUGCUCUUGAGAAGAACCAGCAGUGGCUGAUGUACGACCAGCAGAGAGAGGCCUACGUCCAGUCGCUCCUGACCCGCACGCAGGACCUGGAGCAGCAGCUCGCUCAGGCUAAGCAAACCAAGCAGGAGGCCGGUUCAGACGCCUCUACAAACGCAGCAGAGAAGGAUGCUCAGCUGAAGAGCCAAUAUGAGCAGUUGCAGAAAGACCUGAAGAGCCAAAGAGAUCAGGUCACCAGAGGCCAGCAGGAGCUCAAUCUGCAGAGAGAACAGACGCUGAAGGCUCAGACCGAGCUGCAGGCCCAGAAGGAGCAGGUGACCCGGCUCCGGGACGAGAUGCUGGUGCUGCAGAGGAGGCACGAGGACAAGAGCAGCCAGCUGUCGUCCUUCCUGGGAAAGUACGAUGACAAGAGCAAAGAGCUGGACGAGGUCAAGAUGCAGCUGCAGGCAGAGCGACACAGCAACAGACACGCAGUGUGCGAGGAGAGAAAGGUGUCGUCUGAGCGGACAGACCGGAUGAGAGAGGAACUGGAGAGUGUGGACGACCGACUGGAGGAGGAGAGGAAGAGAUCUGCUGAACUUCUACUGCAGGUAAAUAUGCUACAGAAGUCUCUUCUGAGCCAAAAUGAGGAGCAGAGAAGAAUCACAGCACUGGAGCAACAGAUCCAAUUCUCGGCCAAGGACUUCGAGGAUGAGAAGAUCGAUCGUCAGAACAUGCAGCACCAGUUGCAGAAGGUGCUGAAGGAGCUCCGCAAGGCUCGUGAUCAGAUCGCCAAACUGGAGUCGGCUAAACAGCCCAAUGCCCGUUUCUCCGAGCCCAGCUCCUACAACAGGUUUGAGUUUGAGCGUCUGACCAUCGAUGACCCCACGUCUCCAUCCAAAGUCUCCAACCUCCUGGACGAGAGUUUCUUGGAGUGUCCAAAGUGUCAGGCCUCGUAUCCCACCAGCCGCCACAGGGAGCUCCUCACACACAUGGACUUCUGCCUCGCCUAAACUCACACAGAGCCCAGAUCAGUGGCUUCCAGUCAUGCAACAUUCAUGAUACAUACAUGUUUUAAUACUCCAGAUAUCUACAGAAACUUCAAAUAUAAAAAGGGAAAAAACUUCUACCUAGCUGGGUGAUAGAGGCACGCUGCCAGUAGCUGUUUCCAAUCAUGGACAUUCACGUUAUCACAUAUAAAAACCCUCCAGAUUUGUUUAAGAGAACAUCCAGUGCAUGUCCGAAAGCAGCUAGUGGGUAACAUCAUCUUUUUUUUUUAAUGGAUCACAAACCUGAGGGGUCGGGAACCACUGUACCAGAUCAGGAGAUCAGUUCUAGACCUUACAGGAAAAUCAAAUCUAUUGAAUCUGCUCCAAUGUGAAAUCCAAAACUUUCCAACAGUGAAUGAAAGCUAUUUUUAAACUCUCAGAAAGCUAC
Pleuronectes platessa (European plaice) is the source of this 2108-nucleotide messenger RNA. RefSeq names its product centrosomal protein 55 like (gene cep55l). Gene Ontology annotation, biological process: mitotic cytokinesis; regulation of phosphatidylinositol 3-kinase/protein kinase B signal transduction. The transcript has 13 exons. Bases 191 to 1684 code for a protein of 497 amino acids. NCBI's taxonomy places the organism in Eukaryota, Metazoa, Chordata, Actinopteri, Pleuronectiformes, Pleuronectidae. The record is from RefSeq and is a predicted model, not a curated record.